UCAAUGAUUGACACAAAAGAUGAAAUCAUGGCUGAAAUUAGGUUAGCAAUAAGAGAAGUUACUGCGUUGGUAUCUUCACAAAAAAAUGAUAAGGCUUUCCAUCUACAGGAAGAAUGUGAACUUAAUGAAGGGUUUGGAGAACCAACUCAUGUGGCUGGUCAGACACAAGAUGUAAUCGCUCCAUUCGUUCCCUUAUUCAGCAUAGUUAUGAACAUACAUGACCAGAUGUUAUCAAUCUAUGAAAAUGCAACAUGUAAUGAAAAAAUAUGCUCUGCUUUAUUAGAUCGUGUUGAAUUUGUGCAUACUAAGAUUAAGAAAUUUGCUAAAGUAGCUGCACAAAUGACAUCUUUUCGAAAGUUUAUGUCUGCUAAAGCUGUUAAAGAUGCUUGUGAAAAAUUAUCAAAGAAUUUGAAGGGGUUUUUAUCACUUUAG
Molecule: messenger RNA, 432 nt
Organism: Dentiscutata erythropus
Lineage: Eukaryota; Fungi; Glomeromycota; Glomeromycetes; Diversisporales; Gigasporaceae
Source: the annotation of a GenBank genome assembly